Molecule: messenger RNA, 1394 nt
Organism: Guyanagaster necrorhizus
Lineage: Eukaryota; Fungi; Basidiomycota; Agaricomycetes; Agaricales; Physalacriaceae
Exons: 23
Coding region: 126-1187 (353 amino acids)
Source: RefSeq, a predicted model, not a curated record
UUCCCUUGAAAACCAUGAAUGAGAAGCAAUGUAUCAUGAGGCUUCCCAACAUUUGAUCAUUAUCAAGCCGGUACACGGACAUACUUUCUCACCGACCAGUUACUCUCCGAGCCUCUGAUCCAAACAUGCUGUCUGUUAUGCUUCGGAAUAUAACUUGUGACCUGACGUCCCCGGCCUCAACACUGGCGCCCCAAAUGUCGUCUCUGCUUAUCUCGAUACCGCUAACUGAUAUUCCCUCUCUACUGGGAAGAACACUCGGAGCAGUUUUUAUUGCGGAUAUUAUAGCUUCAAUCUUCUAUGGAAUAACCAUUCUACAGACCGUCGUCUAUUACAAACAAUAUCCUGAAGAUCCGUGGUUCCUUCGAUAUGCGAUCGCCUUACUAUGGAUAUUCGAUACCCUUCACGUUGCCUUGAGUACCCACGCACUUUAUUUCUACCUUGUCAAAUCGUCUGGAAACUAUCUUGCCCUAUUCGGAAUUGUUUGGAGCUUUCCUCUGCAGAUCCUGCUCAAUAUGUUGAUUAUCCCUUGUGUUCAAAUAUUAUACGCCGUCAGAAUAUGGAAACUCGGUAGUCACUUCCAUGUCGUCUUGCCACGCUUUAUCUUCCUUGCUGUCGCAGCUACAUUCGGCGUAGGAGUCUAUGUCACAUACGCUGCAUACACCCUGAGAAGCUUUGUGAACAUCCCGGACAUGACGGUAUCCAUAUAUACGAAUUUCUCCACCAUCUCUGUUGCCGAUUUCGUCAUCGCCGGUGCGAUGUGCUUUUAUCUGCACAAGGGCAGGUCGAUGACCAGCAUCUCCAGUACUACUAAGAUAAUUGUGAGAUUAAUGCGGCUCGCAGUGAUAUCUGGACUGGUGACGAGCUUAUGCUCCCUUUUUACUCUCAUUGCAUACAUUGCCUGGCCUGAAUCUCUCAUUUUUGAAGCAAUCAACUUUGUUUUGCCAAGGCUGUAUAUAAACUCUCUACUUGCCAUGCUCAAUUCACGCAGGAGUUCGAUGUGGUCUGUUGAAAAAGGACAUCACGUUAACAAAAAGAUAAUGAGAUUUGCUACCCCUGUCGCUGGAAGUGGGACUGCUGAUUCUGGAGAGACAGAUAUCACCAUAUCAGAUCUCUCUGCAGCUGAAGCAGAGACAAAUAGCACAUUGCCUCUCCCUGCAAUGGAAGGAAAUCGGUCAUGGUUUGAGUAGCAUGGUAACAUAGUUCACCCUAUUUAGUUUAAUUCUCUCUCUUUCUGUCCAAAUAUGACUAGUUUGUAAUUAGACGUUGAUCCAGAUGCUAGUGCUUUCCACUAGAAGAUGCUUGCAGCACAAGCACGAGCAAAACACAUUCGGAAUAAUCCAUAGCAGUCAGUUGCGGAGGUGCCAGUGGAAAGAAUAUUCAUUCCCCUACGAAAC